GCAAGGGAAAAGAGCGUGCAGAAAUGUUCUCUGCAGCGGAACAAACCCUCCUCAUGGAGGUAUAUGAGGAUUACAGCCACAUAAUCCGAAAGAAGGGCAAUACUGCGGCAAUCAAUAAAGCGAGGGAUGUGGCGUGGCAGAAUAUUGCCGACAGGCUGAAUGCAAGCAAUCUCAGUAGCCAGAGGAGGACCGGCCACCAGGUCAAAAUCAAAUAUAAGAACAUUCUUAGCAAUGCCACCAGAAAGCAGACUGCAUCCAUGGGUACUGGUGGGGGACCGCCACCGGAGGAGCUCACACCAGCUGAGAUCCUGGCCCUUGGGAUAAAUAAGGGGCCCAAGAUAGUUGGGAUCGAGGGGGGGAGCUACUCCAACCCUGUGGCCCCAGAGAUCCGGGCCCCAUAUGUUGAAGUGACAGGGGAUCAAAUUAUUCUCCUUGACCCACCACAAGUGCACAUUGAGGAUGCAGCCGGGACCCAAGUCGACCCAGUAGGUCCUAACCUGUUGAAACAUUGCACUACAUGCAGUCAGCCCCCUCCCUCUCCCCCAUUUAACUGUUUCUCUAUUUGCAGGGAGAAGGCCCAAGCCAACAGCCACAUGAUGAUGAUGAUGAUGAUGAUGAUGAUGAUGACUAUGACGAUGAUGAAACGCUCACCGGUCGAGACAGAACCUAGGCCUUCCCCAGCUGGCAAGAGGACUACAUCUGCUGGACGAAGUGAAGACAUCCGUGCAAUUUAUAAGCGGUAUCUCCUCCAUGCAACGGAGUAUAAGAGGCUACAGAUUAAGAAGAUCAAACUUGAGAUCAGGAAGAUGGAAAAGGAUGUAAGUAUGAAUCCAAAUGCACAGCAAAAGAGGUCAUUGUUCUCACUGUAUUUAAUGUUCCAUUCUGUCUCCACAGCCUGACCUGCGUGACCCACCAACAUAACCAUUUUAUUUUCAAUGCCUCAAUUUCCUUUGAUUAUAUUUUGUUUGCUAAUUAGUUUAAUUUUGUAUUUAUUUGUGUCUUAAUUUUGUGAUAAUGUUCUUUAAUGUACUUAUAAUAUAUAAUUAUUAGUAUAAAUGAUAAAAAAAAUAUUAUAUUAGCAUUCCAUGACAGUUGUGUGACUCUGUUUCUGUUUAUUGGACAUUCUUUGAUCAUAGAUGGUACUAAGCUUCACUUUUAGCCUGCUACAGACCAGGUUUGCCUGGCAGCAUAAGUUACCAUGGUUACUUGGCUGGCAUUCACUUUAGCCACCUUAGUGGAACAGGGUUGAGGCUCAGAUUGAUGGAACGGAAACCUGAGCCACAGUUCUGGCUUAGCCAUGGUUGAGGCUUAGCCAGAGUCAUAGUUUCCAUGGUUACUGAGUUGGGGCUAAUCUCAGCCUCUUUGAUGGAACCGAACUCUCACUCAUAUUAGCCAGACUUGGCCAUUUAGGCUUGGCUUUGCCUUUAGCCUGC
This is a messenger RNA of Perca fluviatilis (European perch), 1433 nucleotides long. RefSeq lists its product as uncharacterized. The record is from RefSeq and is a predicted model, not a curated record. NCBI's taxonomy places the organism in Eukaryota, Metazoa, Chordata, Actinopteri, Perciformes, Percidae. The coding region runs from base 24 to 899 and encodes 291 amino acids. The transcript is spliced from 6 exons.